AUGGCCUCGAAAGAACUUGAACCACGAUCCCCAUCACCAUCAUGCGCAAAGAUUUUGAUGCUACACGGAGAAGGCCAAUCCGGUCAAUUCUUUCGGUGCAAGACCGAGUUUCUACAACCUAGUGUCAGAAGCAUGUUGCUCAAUUCUACAUGCAAAGAUACGAGCCAAAGUCCAUUCAAUGAGGUCCGGUUCUAUUAUCCAUCAGGUUUGCUACCCGAUAACCCUGAUACUUCUCCUGAUGAAAAGGCCCUUAAGAGGACAUGGGGAUACGGUGAUGUUGAAUUAGAACGCAUCCGAGGUCUUGAGACCACUAUUGAUUACAUUCUACGCUUUCUUGAUUCCCACGGUCCGUUCAUUGGUAUUAUGGGCUUCUCUUCGGGAGCUAUUAUCGCCGCUACGGUAGCGUCUCUGCUGGAGAAACGAAGAUCUAUCGGUAGUUUGCGUUUCAAUGCAAGUCAUCCAUCCUUGGACUUCGUCGUCUCAUUUUGUGGGUGUCCUUUGGAGCAUUCUCUCUACAAGCCAUUAUAUAAUCCAAAGAUUGAGACACCAACUCUGCACGUCAUUGGCACUAUAGAUACAACGAUUGAUGAGUGUCAGUCUUUACGAUUACUGGAUUAUUGCACAGACUCCGCUUUGCAUUAUUUCUUUGGUACGCAUCAUGUCCCCCGAUCGGUGGAUUUCUUGGACGCCUUGACUAGAUUCUUUGAGCAUGUCUACAAAGAUAAAGAAGGAGAGGGUGAUGAAUGGGAAGAUUUGGACGACUGA
This is a messenger RNA of Penicillium angulare, 765 nucleotides long. RefSeq names its product alpha/beta hydrolase. The transcript has 3 exons. NCBI's taxonomy places the organism in Eukaryota, Fungi, Ascomycota, Eurotiomycetes, Eurotiales, Aspergillaceae. Bases 1 to 765 code for a protein of 254 amino acids. The record is from RefSeq and is a predicted model, not a curated record. Gene Ontology annotation, cellular component: cytoplasm; nucleus.